AUGUUUUUAUCAGCAGAAGCUGUGAGGGGCAUAACAGCGAAGAAGCAUCCAGAUGAAAGAGGGAGUUGUGAGAACAGAGAGACGGAGGGAAAAACUGGUUGUUAGGCACUGAGAGAAGACGCUCAGCUGAAAGUUUUGUUUCAGUGCUAAGCCUGGACAUAAAAGACAGAAAGACAAGGAACGAGAAAAGCAAGGCAGGUGCUGUCCGUCACUCACAAAUGAUGCUUAUUCCACUUUUCAUUUGCUUGGGCCUCCUUGUAACUUCUGUGAACUGUGAGAAAGGCAUUCAUGGGAUUCAUUUUGGAGAAUGGAACGAGUCUCAGCUGCAGCCCACCAUCCAGAAACUGAUGAAAGGCUACAAUCGCUACCUCAGGCCGAAUUUCAAUGGUGGUCCUGUUGAAAUCGGGAUGAGUCUGGAUAUUGCCAGCAUUGAUGCCAUCUCAGAGAUCAAUAUGGACUAUACAGCUACUAUAUUCCUGAGGCAGCGUUGGCGGGACUCACGGUUGAUAUUUCCUGGAAAUGAAAGCUUGAGCUUGGAUGGACGUCUGGUUUCUCUGCUUUGGAUCCCCGACACCUUCAUUCCUGAUUCCAAACGUUCUUUCCUUCAUGACGUCACUGUGGAUAACAGACUCAUCCGAAUCUUCAGCAAUGGCACUGUACUCUAUGCUCUGCGAAUCACAGCUACCAUUGCCUGCAACAUGGAUCUUACCAAGUACCCAAUGGACAGACAAGUGUGCACCCUGCAGCUGGAGAGCUGGGGCUAUAAUCUGCAGGAUGUAGUGUUUUACUGGACUCGAGGGAAUGACUCAGUGAAGGGUUUGGACACUCUCCGUCUGGCUCAGUACAGUGUGGAGAGCUACUACACCUCAGUGUCUGAGGCAGUGUACGAGACAGGUUGUUACCCAAAGCUGGUGCUGCACUUUUCUCUGCGCAGGAACGUUCUAUUCUUCAUCCUGGAGACCUACGUGCCCUCCACUCUGCUGGUGGUUCUGUCCUGGGUGUCUUUCUGGAUCAGCCAGUCUUCAGUCCCUGCUCGUACCUGCAUUGGGGUGACCACUGUUCUAACAAUGACAACGCUGAUGAUGGGUGCCAGGACCUCACUGCCCAAUGCCAACUGCUUCAUCAAGGCCAUAGACGUCUACCUCGGCAUAUGCUUCACUUUCAUUUUUGGAGCUCUGCUGGAGUACGCCUGUGCCCAUUUCUGUACUAUGCAGCACCAAACAAUUAUAGAUGUACAAAGAGAGCUGCUGAAGGAGUUUGAUGAGUCGAACGGCAAUGGCUCCAUCCAGUUAGUUACUUCCACAACACCCAACAAGGGCCUGAAUCAAGAAACUCAGGAGGAGAUGACUGACCAGUCCGUGCAACCAGAAGGAGAUGAGCAAACAGAGAAGAAGCAAGGGAAUAGCUGUGGCCUGUCCUCUGUUAAGCAGGUGUCACGCAGAGCAGUGUCCAUGAUGAGUGUCGAAAAUCCCCACAAUAUCGAUAGGCAUGCGCGCACCUUAUUUCCCAUGGCAUUCCUUCUGGUCAAUAUCUUUUACUGGCUGUAUUACCUGUUCAUUUAACAGAACUGACAUACUAGACUCAUCUACUCACAAUGGCCUAAGGAACCUGGUGACUGCAAGGACUGAAUGCACUGCUAUAACAAACACUCCAGUCUUAAGUGCCCUGUAAUGCUGAGCUGGACCCGUACUCGACAAACAAUGUAGUGAUCACAUAAAUCAACACCCAAAACAAGUCGUCGGAUUACAACAUUCGGUGACAUAGUUGUUGGUUUCCAUUUCAUAUGUAAUGGCCUUCAUGUCUCUACAUUGUUAAAAGGAAGAAUUUUAUUUAUAUUAUUUAUUUUUCUGCAAGAUGAGACAACUGGAAUCUGAUUGUUAUUGUCAUAUAAAUUCCAUGUGUAUGUUGUUGAAGUAAAAAUGCAUUUGAGUAUGUUGAAAAAACUACUUUCUGUGCGCUUCUGUAUAGGCUACAAUUGCAUCUACUUGUUUAUUUAUUAUAUUAAAUUCAUUUAUUUAUUUGCUAAA
Colossoma macropomum (tambaqui) is the source of this 2027-nucleotide messenger RNA. RefSeq names its product gamma-aminobutyric acid type A receptor subunit pi. NCBI's taxonomy places the organism in Eukaryota, Metazoa, Chordata, Actinopteri, Characiformes, Serrasalmidae. Gene Ontology annotation, cellular component: GABA-A receptor complex; membrane; synapse. The transcript is spliced from 10 exons. The coding region runs from base 219 to 1562 and encodes 447 amino acids. Gene Ontology annotation, biological process: signal transduction; chemical synaptic transmission; regulation of membrane potential. The record is from RefSeq and is a predicted model, not a curated record. Gene Ontology annotation, molecular function: neurotransmitter receptor activity; extracellular ligand-gated monoatomic ion channel activity; GABA-A receptor activity.